Sphenostylis stenocarpa is the source of this 282-nucleotide messenger RNA. The record is from the annotation of a GenBank genome assembly. Lineage: Eukaryota; Viridiplantae; Streptophyta; Magnoliopsida; Fabales; Fabaceae.
AUGGAAGAACACAAUCAUUAUGUUAUAUUGCUGUCUGAAUUCAAUGCUUUGGAUGAAGGUGACGCUAAAAUUGCGAAGAAGCUAGCCAUUAUUGGACUUUGGUGCAUUCAGUGGCAGCCAGUGAACCGUCCAUCCAUAAAAUCUGUCAUACAAAUGCUAGAAACUAAAGAGGAAAACCAAUUAACUGUGCCUCCUAACCCAUUUCACUCAACAACUUCCACUACUGUCAGGGGACUUAUUUCAGGAAGAAGACCUUUGGAGUUGGAAGCAAUUCAAGAGUGA